This is a messenger RNA of Octopus bimaculoides (California two-spot octopus), 1578 nucleotides long. RefSeq lists its product as uncharacterized. The record is from RefSeq and is a predicted model, not a curated record. Gene Ontology annotation, molecular function: 2-methoxy-6-polyprenyl-1,4-benzoquinol methyltransferase activity. Gene Ontology annotation, biological process: ubiquinone biosynthetic process. Lineage: Eukaryota; Metazoa; Mollusca; Cephalopoda; Octopoda; Octopodidae.
CCAAAUGUUUACCAAAAUGUCCGCCGGUUUGGUUUCUCGUCGUGUUUGUCGACGGUUAUUUUUAUUAAACCGUCAGUGUUUAACUACUUUACAACACAGGAAUUUAUCCGAGGAACCUAAGACUGAACAGAAAACACAUUUUGGUUUCCAGUCUAUUCCAGAAAGCGAGAAAGAGAGUAAAGUUCACGAGGUAUUCAAAAAUGUUGCCAACAAAUAUGACUUGAUGAACGAUGCCAUGAGUGUUGGAAUCCAUCGUCUUUGGAAGGAUUAUUUCAUAAGACAGUUGGCUCCGACUUGUGAAACCAAACUUGUUGAUGUGGCUGGAGGAACAGGUGACAUUGCAUUUAGAUUUCUUAAUUACGUCAAACAUUUACGAGCAGAUCUGCCUAACGAUGCUGAAGAUUUUGAUCAACUAUUUAAGGACGAGUUUGUCACCAUCAGUAGCUCACCUGAAGUUGAAAAAGAUGCUGGUGUGGAGGCAUCUGCUCAGGUGACUGUUUGUGACAUCAACCAGUCGAUGCUGGACGUUGGUCAGAAACGGUGCAAGGAGUUAGGGUAUGACCCAGCUUCCAUUAAAUGGGUACAGGGCAAUGCAGAAUCCCUACCGUUGGAGGACAACCAGUUUGAUGCCUACACCAUUGCCUUUGGGAUUCGCAACGUGACUCAUGUAGACAAGGUUCUUGAAGAAGCUUAUCGGGUCCUCCGUCCAGGUGGAAGAUUCCUCUGUUUGGAGUUCAGCCAAGUACCAAAUUUUGCAAUACGCAACGUCUACGAUUUUUAUUCGUUCCAAGUGAUCCCUGUACUGGGGCAGGUCCUUGCUGGGGACUGGAAAUCUUAUCAGUACCUUGUGGAAAGCAUACGUCAGUUUCCUGACCAGGAACAAUUUGCAUCUAUGAUUCGCGCGGCUGGAUUCCAAAUGGUGACCUAUGAAAACUUGACCUUUGGUGUGACUGCUUUACAUUCAGGCUUCAAACUCUGAAAAUUACUUUGAAAUUACCAAUUACCAUUCUCUACACACAGACCAUUGUUUAAUUCUUAUCCUCAUUAUGUGAUAUUUAGUUGCAGUGUCUCAAGUUCAAAUCCUGCCUGUUCCACUCUACUUUUAACGCUUUCAAUGGUUCAUAAACCACAUUAAAAAACACAAAGGGUCAAUUUAAUCAACUAGCCCCUCCCCACAAAUUUGUGGUUAUGGGCUUAUGAUAGAAAUUAAUAUUAUUGGCAAAAUCGUUAUUUGUUUCAAUUCUUUGGGGGUCUGUGUUCAAAUGCUGAUCUCACUGAAGUCUUGUUUUUCCUUUCAUCCCUUUAGGGAUUGAUUACAAUUAAGAAUCAGUGAAAUACUGGGGUUAAUGUAAUCAAUUAAUUCUGUUUUGAGGUUUCUAAACAAGAAAACAAAAAUAUAUAAAAAUUAUUAAAAAAUUACAUUAAAAUUUACUAUUUAAAUAUUUUCAAAAUUAAUUGAAACAAAAAAAUAGAGUAUUUCAAGAGAAAUAUUGUCACAAAAGGGUUAAAUGUGAACAUUAAAAAAAGAAAACAAAACCAAAAACAACAUUAAUAAAAAAUAAAAAUAAGUACAUGUCA